Molecule: messenger RNA, 1638 nt
Organism: Prosopis cineraria
Lineage: Eukaryota; Viridiplantae; Streptophyta; Magnoliopsida; Fabales; Fabaceae
Exons: 1
Coding region: 1-1638 (545 amino acids)
Biological process (GO): negative regulation of translation
Molecular function (GO): rRNA N-glycosylase activity
Source: RefSeq, a predicted model, not a curated record
AUGGCAGUGAAAUUUACGUUGGAGUUCAACGUUGAGACCAGCAAUGGAGGGGAUUAUCAAGAUUUCAUUCAGAGUCUGCGAAGACAACUACAAGUGAGAUUUUCCCACGAUCGUCCUGUACUUGCUGUUCAACAGAAAAAAGAAGAAAAAGAAAAAAAAGAAAAGAAUCCACCUGCUCUAUUCUUCGAUUUAGUAUUACGGACCAAUGAUCAUCACGUGAGGUUCAGAUUUCGAUUGGACAACCUCUACUUGAUUGGCUACCAAAUGGAAAACGGACAGUGGUUAGAGUUCAACAACAAUGAGAAUCAGUAUCUAAUUACAGAACCACAAACAACCUUCAUAGGCUUCAAGGGUAGCUACCAUGAACUUGCAAGAUCUGCUCAUCGGAGAAUCGAAGAGAUAAGAGUUGGGGUCCACAACCUCUUAUUCGCUAUAAAUCAACUUGCUGUAACGACCAACGACAAGGCUAGGGCUCGCAGUCUAAUCAUAGUGAUUAUGACGAUUUGUGAAUCAACCAGACUCAUUCCAGUAUCUAACCAUGUGGCCUAUAGUUUCGACAACAGGCCCGGCACUACUCGUGAUACCGAAAGCCUAAUCGAACCUUGGAUUAUGGACUUAGUUCACAGCUGGCGCGUUCUGUCUGCAGCAUUGUUGCUCACUGAUGCUUACCCAGAGAAAAGCUUUCAGCUUCGAGAGAAUAACUUACGAAUUCCACCAGAUAACAAGGAGAUAAGAACUAUCCCCGAAGCUGCAGAAGUACUAGGUAUCUUGUUGGGUCGUCGCUUCAAUGGACCCAGAAGAUGCGUCAAUGGCCUCAGAAGAUCCCUACUCAGCGUCCAUAAUGAAGAAGGACAGCCCUUUUUAGGAUUACCACUUUUGGAGGUGUUCACGGUGAGAAUAAACAACAUAGACAAUGAAGAUCCUUGGGAGCUAUAUGGAACAAUUACAACCAACAAUGGGUUAUAUACACAAUAUAUUUACAACCGCACGAGAGACAACUAUGAAUCCAUAAGUGCAAGUCAAAAUGCUACACUAAGUGGGCCGCUUGAAUCUGUCUCGGCCUUCGGUAACUUUACCAUCAAGUUGAUUCUCACUGAUAAGGACAUUAUUUCAGGGGACAAUGAAAUCAUCAAUCAAGAUAUCUCAUGGGACGUAGCCAACACGGGCAACGCCUAUGACGAGCUCAUAUCUCGACAACUAGACAGCAACAUAGGUUCGGUAACUGUGAAUUAUGCUGUUCUUCGAAAUGCUGUGUCAGCUAAGGUAACUGUUACUCUUAAAGAAGGAGCUGAUUCGACAAACAACGUUUACGGGCACGUUUCUGCUUGUUAUGAGGAUUGGGAAAAUCCUGAGACAACGUGUUUGUUGUUUGACAGAACAUCUGAAAACUAUGUUGAAGUACGGCGUGGGGAUGACAUUCCGUUGUUGAGAUCUGUAAUUGCUGUUCCACUGAACAAAUCUCUCAAAGUUACCGCACGUUUAUAUGAUUAUGACCGAAUCUCUGCUGAUGAUGUGAUUGCAAAUGAAACCUUAAAGUUUCCAGUCACAGAGAUAAUACCAAGUACAAACUUUAAGGACUUUCAUGGAGAAGACAGGAAUUGGGUACAAGUGAUAAUCAAUUGGAGUUCUGGUUUCUAA